Molecule: messenger RNA, 2827 nt
Organism: Diprion similis
Lineage: Eukaryota; Metazoa; Arthropoda; Insecta; Hymenoptera; Diprionidae
Exons: 5
Coding region: 17-2584 (855 amino acids)
Source: RefSeq, a predicted model, not a curated record
ACCAUGGUUUAAUCUUAUGUCUCAAAUGCUAUGCGAAGUGAUAAACGAUGAGGAAACGUUCAGUAAAAAUCCAGUAAAAUUCGCUCCAUGUGCUGGGACAAAGAGCAAGCGCACCAAACACUCUCGAACAUUCAAUGAGCAUGGGCAACUUAUCUCAAAAGAUAACUAUGAAAAAAAUUUUAAAAGCAAAUCGGAAAAGAAUGAUUCCAACACCUCAGUUCUCACUGAAGAGGAGCUCAAACACUCAGGAUUCGAAAAACCAAAAGCACAGCGUCAAAAUGCUAAUUUGCAUGGUGAAUUAAAACCAGGUGAUGAUGAAAAUGAUCAGCAUAACAAAUGUCGAUCCUGUGGUUGGGAAACAGAAAAAAGUCAGGCCGAGUCACACAGUAGAACAUAUGAACUUAAUAAUUGUAAAGAGAGCAGAACCGAAAUUCAAUCUGAAACUGAGAGAACUUUUCCAGUAAAUUCAUCAAAACUUGCCGAUCAAAAUUUGGUUGAGGAAACAAAUCCUCCACGUUUGUGUGGCAAGAAAGUUAACUAUUCAAGUAGGGAAACUCAAAUACAGGAAACAGAUGUUACUCAAUCUCAAAAAAACGUUGAAAUCCAUGAAGAUCAUCCUAACCCAAUGCAAAAUUAUAGAGGAAAGUGUGCUUCUACUCGACAAAAAAAUUUCGAAGAUACAGAAGAUACGACAUAUCAAGAUAAUAUCAAAGCAGUAAAAUUAGCAGACGAUAUUUUAUCAAAAGAAAUUAAUUAUGUUCACUGUCCCGGAAGUAAAAAAGAGUUUGGAAACAAUAUUGCAACUCAUCCAAGUUACAUUGCCCAUGAUACUCAAAGCUACUAUUUGGAACACAUCCAGCCCAAUUUUGAAAUAAAUCGAACUAGCCAUCAUAUCCAUGAACCUACGCCAAAUAUGGUUCGUUACCAAGACGCAUUUAAUCAGCAGUCACAGAGAGCAGCACAGUUUUUUGACGACAUAGUUGGGAAUGAUAAUGUGUCUCCUACCAGGUAUAAUGCAUCCGUUCAGCAAUUCGACGGAGUUAGGCCUGCAGUAUUACCAAUCACAUCUGAAGAAGAUAAAUAUGAAGUCUGCCCACGAUUUACAAUCAUUAUCCCAAAUUCAGAUGACGAGGAUCAACAUCUAGAAAUUAUUGGAUACGAAGUUAGUGCGAUCAAUCGACAACUAUCGAAGUCUAUGUUGUGCUCACAUGAGAGUGAAAAAAAAGCAAUGAGCACUUUUGAAUGCUUGUGUAAAACCGAUACACAUGUAGCAAGUAGAAAUGUAAAUAUGGAUUCGGCAAGACAUAGCAAUGUUAUUAAGUUGGACAUAAACCAUGGACGUUCCAGGCACAAUCAUGCAAAGAAACGGAUUCGUACCGCAAGAACUGCCUGCGAAAAGCAAUCCGAAGAUGACUCUCAGCAUCAAGAUGUCACGAAAAUUGGAGUACAGCAUAAACCAUCUACCAGUAAGGGUACGCAGACUGAUACAUCUUAUGAAAAUGAAAUAAUCCAGACAAUCCCAGAUGUACAAACAGGGGAACCGAAUCGUUCGAAAUCUGUUUAUAACAAAGACGUUUCUUCAAUGACCACAUCACUACGCCAUAAUGCUGCACCACUUCCAACUCUACAUAGAGAUGAACUUCCGAUAGAUCAAUACUCACAUGAAUUGAAUGAUGAUCCAGUAAGCAAAGAACCAUCGUGCUGUACAGCACGCCCAGAAAUUAAGAAUAGCUCAUUGCCAGCGGAGAGUUUUGAUAAUACGAGGAUAUUACUGAAUGUUAUUGUAAAAAUAUUAGAAGCUGAUAGCACACAGGAAGUACCGAUAAACUUGCAAAGAACUUUAAAUACAAUGCUUGACACGUUUCAAGAAAUAGCAACACUUCCACCAGCCACUGUAGGACACCAGGAGAGUAAUGAUAAUGAAUUAGAAGAUGCUGUGCUUGAUAAUAUUACGAUGGAGAGCACCCAGUAUCAAUUGCUUCCUUUCGACAAACCGUCUAAGAGUAAACAGGAUCAAAAGAAAAAUUCACAAGACUCACCUACCAAGACAGUGGAGAUUGAUGAUGCGACUGAAAAUUUAAGGCCACAGUCUCCCAUCGAAGGACCUAUUCGUCUUAGCAGCAUAUUGGAAGAUGAAAGGACCAUGUACCUCUUUCCAGAAGGGGUCAAUUAUGUAGUAAAUAAUGAUACUAGUGGAAACAAACAAAACCCUGAAGUUGUGACUGAAAAAAACCAAUCAACCAAUGAAACAGAUAUUAGAUUAACUCAAAUAAAUGAACCAACAAAUGAAAGAAAUGCCAGGAACGUUUUGCAGAAUACACUUCCAGAUCAUUCGAAUAUAUCAAACUCUAUAUCCGGUCCAGUUCUUGAUUAUACAAGUGAAUUUGGUGGAAAUGAACCCAUUCCUUCGUCAUCCCGGAACAUCAGCGAGACUCUAGCUGCAAGCCAACUAGCAAAAGAUUUCUUAGAUGUUGUAAAAUAUACAAUAAUGAUGGAUCAAAUGCUACAUCCUAAGGAAAACGGAAACAACGAAUGCUGCAAACAACCGAGAAAAUCAACGGAUUCACGACAUUUACGAAGAUGAUGAGAUCUGAUGUAUAUCCUGUCAGCAUUACCAACAUCUGUUGACUUCCGUUACACCAGAGAAUGGGGUAACUGUUCAUUAAUUACGUACCAGCCACACUUCGAACAGCGAAAUAUUUCAAAACUAAAGCAAGGAUUGUGAAAAUAUUUGAAACUGUUUUUAUAAGCUCUCAUUAAAAUUUUAUAAACUAAAUAUGAAAUUUAAAAAUAAAUCCAACUAUAUACAUAUGAGUCAGUAAAUAAU